Messenger RNA from Aspergillus melleus, 1422 nucleotides. RefSeq lists its product as uncharacterized. Gene Ontology annotation, cellular component: membrane. The transcript is spliced from 3 exons. Bases 1 to 1422 code for a protein of 473 amino acids. NCBI's taxonomy places the organism in Eukaryota, Fungi, Ascomycota, Eurotiomycetes, Eurotiales, Aspergillaceae. The record is from RefSeq and is a predicted model, not a curated record. Gene Ontology annotation, biological process: transmembrane transport; carbohydrate transport. Gene Ontology annotation, molecular function: carbohydrate:proton symporter activity.
AUGUUUAGCUUAAAGAACAACCGUAUCAUUGCCUCCUUUAACCCCCUUCUUUUCACCUCCUGUUCCCUCAUCGCCCUGUCUCAAGUCAACUUCGGCCUGGACCAAGGCGCUUUCAGCAACACGCAAGCUAUGAGCGCCUUCGUGCGCAAAUUCGGCGUUUACAAUCCUCAAUCCGACACCUACGUCCUAAGUUCCACCUAUCUCGCACUGCUCAACAGUCUCCCUUAUAUCGGAUUUGCAGCAGGCCUGAUUCUCGGCGGUGUCAUCAGUCAGCGAUAUGGUCGCCGCAUGAGCAUGUUCGCAAUGUGCCUCUGGGCCUUGGUAGGCGCAACGAUCGUCAUCACGGCGCAUACUAGGGCGCAGAUGUUGGCUGGUAGAGUCAUCGCGUACAUUUAUAUCGGGAUGGAGCUGGCUGUCGUGCCGGUUUUUCAGGCGGAGAUUGUCCCCGCCCAGGUGCGUGGUUUCGUGGUCGGUACGUACCAGGCGGGCUUGCUGGUUGGACAUCUGGCUAUGUCGGUUAUUUGUCGCGGAACGAGUGACUUGGAAGGGGAUCGCUCGUGGAGGAUUCCGUUAGGGUUGUUGUAUGUUAUUCCGAGCGUGGUGGCUUGUGCGGUGUGGUUUAUUCCGGAGUCCCCACGCCAUCUCCUCCUCCAAUCGCAACCUGAGAAAGCCUACCAGGCUCUUCACUCCCUCCGCCAGGGCCGCUUCACAGCUGAACAAAUCAGCCUCGAAUUCCAACACCUUCAAGAAGCGAUCACCGCCACAAAAGCCGAGCAAUCUGGUGCUCAAUUCAAGGAGAUCUUCCAAGGAAGCAAUUUGCGACGAACGUUGAUCACCAUCGGGACGAACGUGUUUCUGCAGCUCACGGGCCAGAACUUCGUUAGCAACUAUGGGACUGUAUUCAUGAAGUCCCUGGGAGCCGUGAACCCGUUCAGUAUGUCGUGCAUCAACUCGGGGAUCAAUAUCGUCGUUGUGCUGCUGUCUAUGGGAUUGGUGGAUUGGGUUGGGAGAGUACCACUAAUGCUCCUCGGCACCCUCCCUCACCUCACCAAAGCCAUCAAGACCGCUAUUACAGCAACCAUCACGAUUUUCGGCGCCGGAUUCUCUCUAGGCUGGGCGCCUCUCUCGCAUCUCGUGGCGGCCGAAACGCCAACCGCCCGGCUCUGCGAUAUCACCUACACCACGGGGGCGCUGUUCAACGUGCUCAUCCAGUUUGGGGUCUCGUUCAGUGUGCCUUAUAUGGUUUACGAACCGGCGGAGCUGGGCAGUAAAGUCGGAUUCAUCUUUGCGGGAUUCGCAGUAGGAGCUGGUUUGUUUACGUGGGUUUGUGUGCCUGAAGGACAGGGGAGGACGUUGGAGGAGAUGGAUGGGUUGUUUGGAAGGGGAUGGGGGAGGGGGAGGGGUUCUAAAAUAAACGUAUAA